Coniophora puteana RWD-64-598 SS2 is the source of this 5667-nucleotide messenger RNA. Its product is annotated as phospholipid-translocating P-type ATPase. The transcript has 11 exons. Gene Ontology annotation, molecular function: ATP binding; ATPase-coupled intramembrane lipid carrier activity; ATP hydrolysis activity. Gene Ontology annotation, biological process: phospholipid translocation. The coding region runs from base 178 to 5370 and encodes 1730 amino acids. NCBI's taxonomy places the organism in Eukaryota, Fungi, Basidiomycota, Agaricomycetes, Boletales, Coniophoraceae. The record is from RefSeq and is a predicted model, not a curated record. Gene Ontology annotation, cellular component: plasma membrane.
UCGCUUUCUCCUCUUCCUCCUCCUACUAGGCUCGUUUGUUGUCUGUCGGCUCGUGGCUCAUUCGUACCUGUACCGCUCGGUCUCUUUUUACCCCACCCCUGCCCUCCUUGCCGACAGAUUCUCGCGCGACGACACCACGUCAACACAAACCACUAGUACUGUACCCGACCACAGACCAUGCCCUCCCCUCACGACGACACUGACUUUGACACUGACCACGAGCACGAGCACGAUGACGACCCCAACAUCGACCCCGCCCUCCGCCUCCGCACGGUCCGCACAGCCGCCAGCACCAUCGCAGAGUCCAUCCGCUACGAGCAGCGCCAGGAGAGACGCAAAUCCGUCAGGCGGAAACGUUCUCUCUUCUUUCGCAAGGACAAGGAGAAGAAACAUCAUGCCAAGGCCCCGCCGGAUGAGCCAGGAGCAGCGGCAGCAGCAGGGCAGAUAGCCGGCCAGCGGAGGAACGUCUACGUGAAUAUGCCCCUCGCUCAGGACGAGGUCGAUCGCCAUGGCGAGCCGAUCGUGCAGUAUCCGCGCAACAAAGUGCGCACGACACGGUACACACUACUCACAUUCGUGCCCAAGAACCUCCUCGAGCAAUUCUGCCGCAUUGCGAACAUCUACUUCCUCGCACUCAUCAUCUUCCAACUCUUCCCUAUCUUCGGCAGCGUCUCCCCACAAACAGCCGCCUUACCCCUCCUCUUCAUCAUCGUCGUCACAGGCAUCAAAGACGGCCUCGAAGACUUCCGCCGCGCGCAGGUCGACGAGGAGCUCAACACGUCCGCCGCCACGCACCUUGGCAACUGGCGCAACGUGAACCAGCCGCGCGACCCGCGCCCGUGGUACGAGCGCGCGCUCGGCCUCCACGCGCCCGGCAAGGUCACCCGCGGCGUGCGCAAGCUGCGCGAGAAGGAGGCAGGCGAGGCGGGGACGCGCGUGAUGCUCACCCGCGCGGGGGAGGGCGGGCCCGUGAGCGAGGAGCCGGAGAGCUUCUCGGACAGCUCGAUGAGCUUGCAUCACGGGACGCCCGGGCGCGGAGAUGGGAACGGGAACGGGAGGGUGCGCGGCCCGGGCGGGCGCCAUUUGGAGGACAUUCAGAGCGUGGACUCGCAUUCGUAUCCGCCGCCCGUUGUCGCUGCUGCUGCUGCUGCCGCUGCUGCAGCCGCGAACGGCAAGGGGCAUGUGCCCGACGGGUCUAUGUCGACUACGAUGUCGUCGGACGAACUCGGCCGGUGGGGCGCCGAUAACCCUUCGCUUUCGGCAUACGCGCAGAGCGUUGCGGCGCGGUCGAGCAUGGGCGUGCUUGACUGGAAGAAACACAUAUCCGGCUCGGCGCGGUGGGAGCGCACGUUGUGGAAGAAGCUCGAGGUCGGCGACGUUGUCCUGCUGCGCGACGGCGAGCAGAUCCCGGCCGACGUGGUUGUACUCAGCUGCAGCGACGCGGACGGGACGUGUUUCGUGGAGACGAAGAACCUGGAUGGGGAGACGAAUCUUAAGCCGAGGAAGGCACUGAGAGCCACGCAGGACGUGCAGAGCGAGGAGGAUGUCGAACGGUGCUCGUUUGUCUUGGACUCGGAGCCGCCGCAUCAGAAUCUCUACCUGUACAACGGCGUUUUGCGGUACCGGGACCUCUCUACCGGCGCCGAGAAGAAAGAAGGUGUGACGAUCAACGAGCUUCUCCUGCGCGGGUGCACGGUGCGCAACACGGCGUGGAUCAUUGGCCUCGUGGUCUUCACGGGCCCAGACACGAAGAUAUACCUCAACGGCGGGCUGACGCCGAGCAAGCGGAGCAAGAUCGAGAAGGAGACGAACUACAAUGUCGUCGUCAACUUUGUCCUGCUGGUCAUUAUGUGUACGGUCUCGGCGGUCAUCAAUGGCGUUUGGGACGGCGCGACAGCGACGAGUGUCAACAUAUACGAGCAGGGGGUAAAUCCCACGGACUCGGCGGUGUUGAAUGCGCUGGUCACGUUUGUCUCCUGCCUCAUCGCCUUCCAGAACAUCGUCCCCGUCUCGCUCUUCAUCUCGAUCGAGAUCGUCAAGACGAUCCAGGCGUAUUUCAUCGGGCAGGACAUGGACAUGUACUCGUCCGAGUUCGACGCCGCGUGCGUGCCCAAGAACUGGGGCAUCUCGGACGACCUUGGCCAGAUCGAGUAUAUCUUCUCCGAUAAGACCGGCACGCUCACGCAGAACGUGAUGGAGUUCCAGAAGUGUUCCAUCGCCGGCACCGUCUACGGCGAGGGCGUCACCGAGGCGCAGCGCGGCGCCGCCCAGCGCCAGGGGCGCGCGAACGACCCGAGCAUGGACCCCGAGGAGAUGGGGAGGCGGCUGGUCCAGCUCAAGGACGAGAUGGUGACGGGUCUCAGGAAGGCGUUCAAGAACCGGUACAUGCAGCCCGACAGGCUCACGCUCGUCGCGCCGCAGCUCGCGGACGACAUCGCGGACCGCAGCAGCGCCCGCGCCCAGGCGAUCAUCGCGUUCUUCCGCGCGCUCGCGCUGUGCCACAGUGUGCUCGCGGAGCGGCCCGAGCCGAAGGAGGAGCCGAAUAGGCUCGAGUACAAGGCGGAGAGCCCGGACGAGGCGGCGCUCGUCGCGGCCGCGCGGGACGUGGGCUUCCCGUUCGUGGGGAAGAGCAAGGACGCGCUGGACAUCGAGGUGCUGGGGCAGGCGGAACGCUAUACGCACUUGAAGACGCUCGAGUUCUCGAGCGCGCGCAAGCGGAUGAGCGUCGUCGUGCGCUGCCCGGACGGACGCCUUGUGCUGUACUGCAAGGGCGCGGACAGCGUUAUCUACGAGCGGCUCGCGGCGGACGCGGACGAGGCGCUUAAGGUGCAGACGAGCAAGGAUAUGGACGCGUUUGCGAAUGGAGGGUUGAGGACGCUGUGUAUUGCGUAUAGGGUGCUCGGCGAGGAGGAGUUUCUCUCGUGGUCGAGGGCAUACGAUGCGGCGGCGGCGGCGGUGGAGAAUAGGGACGAGGAGAUGGAGAAGGCGGCGGCGGUUAUUGAGAGGGACCUGCAUAUUCUGGGCGCGACGGCGCUGGAGGAUAAGCUGCAGGUGGGCGUGCCAGAGGCGAUUGAGACGUUGCACAGGGCGGGAAUCAAGCUGUGGAUUUUGACCGGUGAUAAACUCCAGACGGCUAUCGAAAUUGGCUUCUCAUGCAACCUCCUCAAGCCCGACAUGGAGAUCAUGAUCCUCUCCGCUGAUAACGCCGACGCAGCGCGCGCGCAGAUCGAGGCAGCCCUCAACAAGAUGGCGUCCGUGCUUGGCCCACCGUCGUUCGACGCCAAGCAUCGCGGAUUCGUCCCCGGCGCACAGGCCGCGUUCGCGACGGUCAUCGAUGGCGACACCCUCCGGUACGCUUUGGAGCCGGCGCUCAAGCCACUCUUUUUGGCGCUCGGCACGCAGUGCGAGACCGUAGUGUGCUGCCGUGUAUCGCCCGCGCAGAAGGCGCUCACGGUGAAGCUCGUGAAGGAGGGGCGCAAGGCGAUGACGCUGUCCAUCGGGGACGGGGCGAACGACGUCGCGAUGAUUCAGGAGGCCAACGUUGGGUGCGGGCUGCUCGGGCACGAGGGCUCGCAGGCGGCGAUGUCGGCGGAUUAUGCGUUUGGCCAGUUUAGGUUCUUGACGAGGCUGUUGCUUGUGCAUGGGCGGUGGAGUUAUCAGCGGAUCGCGGAUUUGCAUACUAAUUUCUUUUACAAGACUGUUAUGUGGACGUUCGCGAUGUUCUGGUUCCUUCCGUUCUGCUACUUCGACGCAACCUAUCUAUACGACUACAGCUUCAUCCUUCUGUAUAACCUUCUCUUCACGUCUUUACCCGUCAUCGUCCUCGGAGCCUUUGACCAAGACGUGAACGCCAAAGCCGCGCUGGCCUUCCCACAGCUCUACGUGCGCGGCAUCCGCGGGCUCGAGUACACGCGUGCCAAGUUCUGGAUGUACAUGUUUGACGGGCUGUACCAGUCCGCGAUCGUCUUUUUCAUCCCGUACCUCGUCUGGACGCUCGAUCUCGGCACCGGACCUGGUGCCGUCUCGUGGAACGGGCGGGACAUCCAAUCGCUGACGGACUUCGGAACAACGGUGGCGAUUACGGCGGUGCUUACGGCGAAUUGCUAUGUUGGGAUGAACACGAACUACUGGACGUUUAUUACUUGGAUCGUCAUCAUCUGCUCGUCGCUAGUUAUGAUGGUCUGGGUCGUUGUUUAUUCGUUCUUGCCCCCGGACAACUUCUUCUCGGAGACGGGCGCAUUCGUGGACGAGGUGCAGAAUCUGUUUAGCAACGUUACGUUUUGGUCGACAGUGGUUUUCUCGACAUUGGUUGCCCUCGCACCUCGCUUCAUCAUCAAAUUCGUCGUAUCCGGGUACAUGCCGCUGGACAAGGACAUUGUCCGAGAAGCAUGGGUGGGCGGCGACCUCAAGGACCAACUCGGCAUCGCCCACCGCAAAGCGUCCAAGAACAAGACUCGUGCCGACCUCGAGCAAGCGCCCAUGUUCUCACGCCCGCACGCGCGCUCGGCCUCGGAGGCAACGUUGCAGCAGGCGUACGAACCCACGCGAACGACUGAUAGCCUCGACUACGUCAAGCCACAGCGAACCGCGAUGCCUAGCACAGUCCCGAGUACGGCGGGCAUGUACGAUGAAGAUGACCACCUCGCACCUCCACCUAUGACGCCGCACUCAGGGCUCUCUCCUGGCAGCCCUGGCUCAGGGAGAGGGUACGUGUCGCCUGCGUCGCCUAACCCAUCUUAUUACUCCGCAUCGGCGAUCCCGUCACCAAGUCCAGUGCCCCCGGCGCUCUACAAGUAUCCAAGUGGAGAGGUGACUGGGAGCAGGGUACCGCUGAGAAGUCCAGGGGCACGUUCGCCGAGUGUGUCACCAAACCCAGAGUCGAGGACGACGAGCCCUGGGUAUCGAGAUGCACCGAAUUUGGGACAAGGACAUAGGCCAAGGGAGGAGUCAUACGAGAUGCAGGUCAGGCAUUCGCCGUAUGGGGGGUUGUCGCCCUACCCGUCGUUCUCGCCGAGUCCUUCGGGUUCACCGUCGGGAUCGCCCCGGAUACUGCCGCAGCAGGUGCUGCAGCCUCAGCAAACCUAUUCACAACAGCAAUCGCCAUACCCACCACAGACUCACCAGCCAUAUCCACAUCAACUGCAGCCACAGCAACAGCAGUGGGGAGACGGGAGCAGUCUCGCGCCGUCAUACCACUCGCACGUGUCGCCGAUGCACUCGCCGCCUCACCAGCCUCUCCAGCAGCUCUCCCCGCACUCGCACUCGAAUCCGCCAUCAAGACAAAACUCGGGUGACCGGGGACUGAUGCCCGAACCUGAGGACCCGCGGCCAGAAAGCGCGAUGUCGUGGAACGGCGGGAUGGCUCUGUAGGCGGUGCGAGAAGGACUAGAAACCCAGAAAAGGCUGUUGUUGUAUUUGUACCUCUACGACCAUCUUUUUUAUUAUUAUGUUGAAUACUUCAACCUUUCGUUUCGUUUCGUUUCGAACUUCUGUGUUAUUUUUGGAUUGCAACAGAUACCUAUUCGUCUCUAUCCCUCUCUAUAGCUAUAUGUGGAUUCCCACUCGCGCAACCUAGUCACCGUAGACCCCGCCCGCCCGCUUUCUCCUUCCUCUCUAGUCGGAUCGGAAGAACUGUUCUCUAUCUAUGUUUUGUUUCUAGCUGCAUGU